AUGUGGGAUGCAUGCAGCGAGUUGUGCCUUGCAUGUAGGAAGUGCACCAGGGACCUGCCGCCCGACGCGUGCAAGGGCUGCCUGGACGCCCUGGCGGCCAACGUCUCGGCCACGUUCCCGGCGACGGCGCGCGGCGAGCGCAAGAGCUACAGCUGCCGCGUCCGGUACGACGUCAACACCAGUUUCAUGGUGGUGCCCUUCAAUCUGAGCACUGGCAGUGCGGGUACACCGACGUCGUCGCUGGCAGGUCCUGGAUCCGUGAAUUCUGCCAAGAACAACGGGCCGGUGAUGAUUGGAUCCAUUGUUGCUGCAGUCGUUUUUGUGGUCCUCGUUUCAGUUGUUGUUUGGCUUUGCGUCAGGCAUAGAGCCAUCAAGAAGGUUGCACUGGCUGGUCCAAGAUCAUACUCCUACGAGGAAUUGUACACUGCAACAAAUGGUUUUUCAGAUGAACGAAAGUUGGGCCAGGGUGCGUUUGGUGCUGUGUACCGGGGAGUCCUGUCAGAUCCAUCUCAGACUCUUGUGGCCGUCAAGAAAAUUCAGAGGAUGUCUGAAGCAGCGUGGCAGGAAUUCGUGGCAGUGAUAACCAUUGUUACCCAGCUUAAGCAUCGGAAUAUCGUGGACCUGAUGGGCUGGUACAAUAUAAUACUCGACAUGGCGAAUGGUCUCCAGUACCUGCACACCGCGCGUAACGAAUGUGUCCUGCAUCGCGACAUCAAGCCAAGCAACGUGAUGCUCGACGAGAACCUCAGCUGCGCGAAGCUGUGCGACUUUGGGCUGGUGAAACAAAUCAACCAUGACGAAGUGACCCCGGGCCGGCAGACAACCGUGAUUGGUACACGGAGCUAUCUCGACCCGGAAUGCAUCAGGACGUCGAUACUGCAGCAUGGCCACAACAACAAGAACAGCCUCGUCGAGUGGGUACAGGACUCGUUCCGCCACAGGAAAUCAGUCGCCGAUAUGGCAGACGAGAGGCUGAAGGGUGAUUUCGAUGAGGAGCAGAUUGAGCGGGUGAUCCGGGUUGGGUUCCUGUGUGUGCUUCCGGAGCCUGACAAGCGGCCGGACAUGGCGACGGUGGUGGGGACUACCUGA
Messenger RNA from Oryza sativa Japonica Group (Japanese rice), 1089 nucleotides. Lineage: Eukaryota; Viridiplantae; Streptophyta; Magnoliopsida; Poales; Poaceae. The record is from RefSeq and is a predicted model, not a curated record.